Messenger RNA from Oncorhynchus tshawytscha (Chinook salmon), 5339 nucleotides. RefSeq names its product activating transcription factor 7-interacting protein 1. The transcript is spliced from 12 exons. Gene Ontology annotation, cellular component: nucleus; transcription regulator complex. The coding region runs from base 884 to 3952 and encodes 1022 amino acids. Gene Ontology annotation, biological process: regulation of DNA-templated transcription. Lineage: Eukaryota; Metazoa; Chordata; Actinopteri; Salmoniformes; Salmonidae. The record is from RefSeq and is a predicted model, not a curated record. Gene Ontology annotation, molecular function: transcription coregulator activity; protein binding.
AUACUUUAAAUCUUAGUCUAAACUUCACUGAAUGGAUCAUUUUAUGUAAAUGGCGAGGCCAUUGAAAGGCAUCUACAUAACUUACUGAUGUAGCAAUUGUAGGUCCGUUAACGCAGCAUUUUGACGGAAUUAAAUUUACAUAACUUACUUAGUCCUUCUACUGCUUGAGUGCCUUGCCACAGUCCGUGCCCUGUCCCAUGAGACCAAUCUACUCCAGCACAGCUACCACUGUCCGUCAAUGUGUCCAAGCCAUCAGAUCCUGCACAUCUUGACUUAAAGGGCAAUGUUCCUACGGCCAGUCUUCUUAUACAUGUGCUAUUAGAGAUCUCAUUUUGUCAGUGCAAAACAAAUCAUUGUGUGUAAUAUACCACUUCAUAAUUGAAAUAUCACAAUAUUCAACUUAAUUGUUUGAGGCACAGGAGUGUGUCAUGAUUUCUGGGCUGGAACAAAAGCCUGUGUACUCCAUGGCCCUCUUAAGUAAUGUCAGGAUGGAUGAUUUAGCCAGCUAACUGAGAAAGAUUGACUUGAAAUGUAAAUGGUACUGACUCAAUAUUCUCAAUAAUCCAUCAUUUACUUGAGCUUUUUUAAUAAACCAGAAAACAAACCACUAUAUCUGAAAGUUUGUUAGUUACCUGGCUAAUAUUGAUUCUGCUUUGUGACAAACACUGUAAGACUAGUUUGGCCACGCCUUCCUUCACUUAGCCAACACCUGGUGUGACGAAUCAACAGUAAUCAAUUAGUGAAAUUAAAUUCAGGUGUGCAGUUUGAUAGUCUCAAUCUCGUACUUAGUCUAGCCAUUGAUACUUAGUCUGAGUGUCCACAGGUGCAUUUAAUUGCUGCCUUUCACAGGCGCAUUUAAUUCCCUCCUUUCACAAGGUCAAGCAUGGAUGUUGCUGUCGCAGAGGAACCCCUGAGGAAAAUCUUCAGAGCAAAAAAGACUAUGAAAGUCAGCGAUCGACAGCAACUGGAAUCGCUUCACACCACUCUCUCCUCUCCAUGUUCUUUGCCAUCCCCACCUCAGCCAGUAAUGGUAAAUGGGAAGCACUGUGAAGAUGUGUCUAUGGAAGUAGAUAAAGAAAUACAUGGAACUACACAUUCCACCACUCAUGCCCCUUCCUCCCUGACGGCCACAUCCCUAACCACUGAGACCUCUGAGGAACCAACAGCCUCUGAAUUACUGGUUUCUUCAUCACAGAACAUACACUUUGAUGUAGAAGAUGUUCAGGAAGAAGGAGAGGGGGACAAGGAGUCUACAUUACCCAGCCUUGAGGUAGAAGACAAAAUGAAUGGACUGGGAAAGGUGGAUAAAAAUUCCAAGGAGGAUGUUAUUGUUUCCUCUCCUGUGAGUUCAGAGAAAGCAGUAGCAGUAAGAGAGUGUGAGGUUGAUGGUAUGGAAGUAGACCUGGUACCAGGUACCACUCCGGACACAGUGCCCAUAUUGAACCCUGCUGCCUCCCUCCUCCUGUCCUCCAACACGGCUGUAGAGUCUGUCUCUUCCCCUUCACUCUCCCCGUCAUACACGGCAGAGUCAGACCAGGAGGUCAGGCCUGGGUUCCUGGUGCUUAGUGAAGAUGAUGAUGUCCAGGAUGAGAGUGAUGAAGAGGAGGAACAGAGGGAAAGUGAAGGAAAGGUAGAAAAAGUUGAGGUUAACAUGGAGAAGCCAGAACAAUUUGAAAGUGGUGCUCCAGUUGACUGUCCGUCCCCUUCUUCACCAACGCCCCUUCAGAUUGAUGAAGAAGAGGAGGGUGUUGCUCUACAGAAGAAACGAUCCUUGUCUGGAGACUCGGAGGAUGUUGGUCAAAAGCAGGGAGAAAGAGACUUGGAAGUGGUGGAGAGGCAUCAUAAGAGGCCCAGAGUAGACUGUGAGGAGGUGGAGGCUCAUGUGGAGCUGAAGAUCAGUGGGAGCGCAGAAAGGCAACACAAGCUAAAGAAGGUGGUGCAGCAGCUUGUUGAGGAGCAGUUGUGUGUUCUGCAGCUCACACUAUUUGACAAGAGUCUUCAGGGGCUCAGAGACAGACUGGACAAAAUAGAAAAACACCCGAGUGCACUCAAGAGCUUGCAGGCAAAGAUUGGCCGACUUUCUAAGAAAGUUGGAACUGCCAUCCAGGCCAGGGAGAAUGCCAAGCCUCCAGAGGUACUGUUGCCACCUACCUCUACUUCUGCCACAGCAACCACCCAAGCAGGAUCAGGAAUUCUCAGCCUGAGAACAAUGGGGAACAACAUACCGGAUCCAAAGCCUAAUGAUCAGAGCAGUCAAACCCCUACUCCUGUACGUACUGAUCAGGGCUGUCAAACCCCUAGUCCUGUACCCACAGCCCCCUUGCUACCUUCCCCCUCUUCCACAGCCUCAGCCGGAUCUCAACCCACAUCCCAAACCUUGAUGCUGAGCACCUGUGUUACCCCAGCACCCGGCCCGUCCGCCUUCCCUCUCCAGUCAUUCCUCAUACAGCUGCCUGGUGGAGGGACAGCCAUCCUUACCAACCCAACCAACUCCCAGCUAAUCCCAGUGUGCGCACUUCCCGCCAUGACGAGUUCCACUGCGACACCCACCACUGCCUUCCUCCUGCAGAGGACUACUCCCUACACCCCUGCUGCUCCCAAGCCCCCCUCUGCUUCUGCCCUCUUAUCUCAUUUCGCUGCCACACCCACAACCACGACUACACCCACUGACUCACCAGCUGCCACAACGUCCCACAUAACCACACCCAUAGCCAUGCCCAGGGCCACAACCAUAACCACAACAACACCCUGGGCCAUACCUAUGGCCACACAUGCAACCACACCCUGGGCCACAACCAUAACCACACCCAGGGCCACAACCACAACCAUAACCACACCCAGGGCCACAACCACAACCAUAACCACACCCAGGGCCACAACCAUAACCACACCCACACGCAGGGCCACAACCAUAACCACACCCAGGGCCACACCCAAUAUCUCCCACCCUGGAGCCACUGGGACAGUCGGCAGGCCCAGCUCCAGUGUGUCUGUCUCCGUCUGUGAGUCCAUUCGGCUUGUGUCUAUGGCGAACUCCACUUCAUCCUUACCAAGAUUCUCAAUGCCAGCCACCACAGGCACUCAACCCUCUGUGCGACCAGCUGCCUCUGUGCAUCCAGCUGCCCCAGCACAACUAGCUUCCCCUGUACCACAGGUGCCUGCAAAAACAGGUAGUGAAUCUACAAAUACUCCUUCAGACUCCACGCAGGCAUCUCACCCUGCCAAAUCAGAAGCAUUCAUAGACCUGACAGAGGAGGAGGAGGAGGAUGAUGAUGACGAUGUUCUAGUUACUGGAGUGCUGAAGGCUCCGGUGGCUUUGAAGGCCUCACCCUCGCCUUCAACAGCGGGUCAGCGAACAACAGCCACCUCCACUUCAGUCGGCACACAGGCCGUGAGGUCAUCUCUUGGUCAGACUUCAGCUGUUGGAUCUCCGCAUGCUGUUUAUCAUCGCCCCCUGCAGGGCUCCCCAUCUGAAAGUAUUGCCUCCCCAACAACCACUUCUUCAUCUUCCAUACCAUGCCCCCAGCCCUCUCCCCUUCCCCCCUUGCCUGUCCCACCUCAAACUAUCAGCCUGCCCCUCGAAGCGGCCAGCACCAGCCCUCCACAGCAGCCUCUGCUCAAAAUAACCCGGGUUCCGAGCCAGAAUGACGGCAUCGUGCUCUCCUGGUCUGUGAUUGAGGUAGACAGGAGCUGUGCUGCCGUGGACAGCUACCACCUAUACGCCUACCACCAGGACCACUCUGGCCCCAGCACACACCCCCUACUCUGGAAGAAGAUCGGGGAGGUGAAGGCCUUGGCUUUGCCCAUGGCCUGUACACUUACACAGUUUGUCUCUGGCUCCAAGUACUACUUUGCAGUCCGUGCCAGGGACGUGUUUGGUCGCUUUGGACCAUUCUGUGAGCCUCAGUGCACUGACGUCUUAACGUCCCCUUCACCGAAAGCUCCAAUUUAACCAAAUGUUAAGAUUUAAGUUAAUUUGUUGUGUCAAGUCAAAACGAGGAGAAAUAUUGAUUCUGUAGAUUUUUUUUUUUUUCUUCUGGUAGCCAAAGUGAAAAGUUCAGUAAAGCUUCUGGCAAAUCUAAUUGCUCUAUUUUCAAAUGAAUGUGUGUUUGGUAUUUUUUUUAUCAGAAUUUUGCACUCAAAUCAUAUUUGAGCCCAGGUGUUUACAAGAGUGACUUAUCAUUGGAAUGUUACUGGAAAAUGUUGUUGCCCAUCCUGGUGAAAUGGGUUGGCCCCAUGUGACCACUGUCUGCCUGCUGUGUGUUUGACCACAUGGGUGCAGCAUUGUACCAAAAUGGUAUCUUUGACACAGGACGAGAGGAUUUGAAAAUCAAACCUGAAAAGGCCUGGUCCUGUUUCUGAAAGAUUAUGGAUAAAGUAUUCUUCUCCUAGUUUCCUGAAGGUAUUUGAAAACUCAAACUUUUUAUUGCAAUUGUCAGUCUAACUGAAAGAACAAACUAUGAAGGCCAGAAUGACCAUGUUAUUAUAUGGUAAUACACAGUAGUUUUGCAUCUCAUGAGACAUGAACCUGCCAAAGCCUAUGUGACCUCUUUUCCUCCUGCUCAAUUCCUGCCACUGGAGGACAUGUUCUACAGUUAAAUUAUACAUGAUCUAGGGCCUCCUGUGUCAUUUUUUUUCUAUGGAUGUAAUUGAAUGUUUUUUGAACCUUUUUGUAAUUUGGCUUGAACAGAACUAGUCAUGUUUUCAUAUUGUCAAACAAAUAACUUCAAAAAGUAGGCUACCUGCGUGUGUUCGUCUAGUCCAAAAUUAUUCCAGCAUCCUAACAUUUGAUGAGUAGAUGAAUGGGAAGAGACAUCCGUUACGAAACACCAAGAAUUGUAAUGACAUUCUGUGAUUUUUCAUUAGGUCUACACUCUUGUAGCCUGAAUUAUUUGAUGCGUCUUUGACAAAAGGACCUUUUUUGUAGAACGAAAAGUUGGGACGCCUGAAAAGGGGCUGAGAGAUGGGACUGUCCCGGGAUGACAAGUGCAGCCACGUGGAUAUAUAUAUUUUAAAACAUGACCGGCAGGGGUGUUCGUUUUAUUUUAAUAUUUACUUCUGUCGCAGUACAACUUGCAUUUUAAAGAAAUAAUAUAAUUGUUCAAUUAGUAUUAUUUAGAGACCCCGCAUUUAGGGGGCCUCACGUCUCAUUCAGGGGACCCCCCUGGACCCAAUGUAAUUCACACACUAUCUGCUGAUCGCUUUGUCUGAUAGUCUUAAUGGCUGGUUACAAACAUGUAAAUAAAUGCAUUGGACUUGACAACAGAUUGACCGAAAGGUUAAGUACCAAGAAAUAUGCAGACUAUUGUAAUUGUUCAUUAAAAUGUUUAUAAACUAUA